Molecule: messenger RNA, 1560 nt
Organism: Miscanthus lutarioriparius
Lineage: Eukaryota; Viridiplantae; Streptophyta; Magnoliopsida; Poales; Poaceae
Source: the annotation of a GenBank genome assembly
AUGGCGUCCCCGGCACGCCCCGCAGCCGCAUCCGUCUCCGGCGCCUUCGGCCUCUCGCCCGACCCCAAGCGCUGCUCCUUCGACCAGGCGCUCCGGCAGAAGGAUUUUCAGGAGAACAGACUGUUAAUGUCAUUUGUUAAUUUCCAUGAGCAAGAAAAGAUUUCUAAAGAAAUCGUGACAGACGCUAUAGAAACAUGCAUGAAGAAACAAGCAGAUAACUUGUUGAAUUCACUGGAAGUUAUCAGUGGUAGGUUGUCACAAUUGGAGUUAUAUUGCUAUAAGCUGGAAAGGUCCAUUGGAGAAUUGCGAAGUGAUGUGAUGGAUUAUCAUAACGAAGCAAAUCUCAACUUUCAGUGCCUUGAAAAGCAAGUGAAAGAGGUUCAGAAAUCUGUGCAGGUCAUUCAGGAGAAGCAGGAGCUUGCUGAAACUCAGAAAGAAAUGAGCAAACUUCAGGUAGUACAUGAGGAUUCUGCACAAAAGAGUGAAGGUACUGCUCCAUCAGCUUUCAUGACUAGAGAAAAUGAGGUUGCCCUUGUGCCAUUGCACCAAGUAAAUGCUGUUCAGUCUCCUGCUGUGCAAUUCCAAAGUUGCAGUGGCCUUAUUCUACAGCAACUGGUGCCAGUCCAAGACCAGCAGCGCUCGAACCAAACUGCUGUGUACUGUAUGCGAGGCCAAAGUCAUCUGGAGCACAGACAGGCCCAAAUGUUUCAAGCUGCUUCUCAAUCUGUGCAGACACACACUCGGAAAACUCAGCCACAGACAGUAGUUGAGGUACCUCAGGUAACCAGUCAGGCACCAGAGUUCUACCCUCAACCGCAGCAUCAAUGGCAACAUCAAACCGGUCAGCAGGUUCAGUCCCAGGCAAGGCAACCACAACCACAGGUGGUACAGCAGCAGCAGUACAGCAAUAUCCAGCAAGGUCCAGCACAGAUGGUUCAGCUGCAAACGUCCUCUCCACAUGCUCAUAGCACACCACAGGUCACACUAGUAUAUCCUCCAUAUGGGGCUCAUCAGUCUGCAUGUGGUAACGCUGAGGCACGCACCGGGGGCAUGGUCGUGCCACCUUCAUACUCCACAAUUUCCUCGUCCCAGCGGAAGCAUCACGAAACUGCUCCUAUUUAUGUACAAAGCAACACGGUUUCUGUUCCGUUGGCGGAGCAGCAUCAGCAGCUUCAUUCACUCAGCAAUGGUUCAUUUGUACCUCAGCCAAGCAAAGUUAAUCCAUGUGGUGUCGCAUCAUACACGGUACAAGGGAAUGCACAGACCUACAGCCCUGCUUAUGGAAGCCCUUCCAGCAAUCCUGCUACUUUUGUUGCUGUCCUUAAUCAACAAGCACAUUACAGUGCUCCCAUGGUGCUUCAUCACUUGGGACCUCAGUCAGUGCAGAACCAUCCAGUAGACAAUGCUGAAAAGGUUGCUCGGAUGGGUUACUCAAAGGAUCAAGUUGAGGGCCUUGCACUCCGAAUGGUGGCUGCAGGCCAGCCUGCAGACUAUAACCACCUGCAUGAUAGGUUGAGCUCUGUUAGCCAUGGGGUAGCUCCUCAUGCAUGGUCUGGAUAG